Molecule: messenger RNA, 1818 nt
Organism: Cololabis saira (Pacific saury)
Lineage: Eukaryota; Metazoa; Chordata; Actinopteri; Beloniformes; Belonidae
Product: zinc finger protein OZF-like
Exons: 2
Coding region: 117-1331 (404 amino acids)
Biological process (GO): regulation of transcription by RNA polymerase II
Molecular function (GO): DNA-binding transcription factor activity; RNA polymerase II cis-regulatory region sequence-specific DNA binding
Source: RefSeq, a predicted model, not a curated record
GUUAAUAGUUUAAAUCUCGGCACAAGCUUCACUUUUGUUUGGGGAAAUGUGGUGUUUUUACUGUGUGUUUUUGCGUUUUUAACCUGGUAGGAAUAUUUUAGUGUCUGUAGUUAAAAAUGAGUUCGUCUGGGUCUCUGAGAGAGUUCAUCAGUCAGCGACUAACUGCUGCUGCUGAAGAAAUAUUCACAGAGUUUGAAAAAACCAUCGUCCAGUACGAAGAAGAGAUCGACCGACAGAGAAGACUGCUGGACAUCACCUGGAAACCGGAGAUUAAACUACACAGAACAGACCCCGAAGACCUUAUCUGUAAAGAGGAGGAUGAUGGUCCUGACCAGCAGCUCUUUAACCAGGAAAUAAACUCCAGUCUGGACCAGAAGGAACCAGAACCUCUACAGAUCAAAGAGGAGCUGGAAGAAGAUCAGCUGGUACUGAAGCAGGAGACUGAUAUCGUCAUGGUGACUCAGAAUUCUGAUGAAAGUGACCACAAUGAACCAGAACCAAACAUGGAUCCGGUCCUCUAUCUAAACUCUCUGGUAGCUGACGACCAGGACCAGGACCAGGAAGAAACGAACCACGAGAACUCUGAAUGGAAGGGAUGUGGUAGCGAGAGAAGUGACAGUAAUGAUGUGGAAAACUCCCUCAUGUCAGAGAGUCAUCAUGACUCCGACACAGAAGAACAAUCUCUAAGCUGUGAUAUUUGUGGAGAAUCGUUUCUGGAUGAGAAUCUGAUGAUGAUACAUCAACAGAUCCACACGGACCGUAGGCAGUACCCAUGUAAAAUCUGUCAUAAAAGUUUCACUGGCAAUCAGAAGUUGGUCGUCCACAUGAGAACGCACACAGGAGAGAAGCCCUUUUCUUGUAAAAUAUGCGGUAGUAGUUUCGCCCAACAUCAUCAUUUGACUGAACACAUGAGAAUUCAUACAGGAGAGAAACCGUACUCCUGCAAGAUCUGUCAUAAAACCUUCACCCAAAGAUCCAACCUGGUGUGUCACCACCGGACACACACGGGAGAGAAACCGUUUUCCUGCAACUUUUGUCAUAAAAGCUUCACAAGAAAAAAUCAUUUGACCGAACAUGUGCGUAGUCACACAGGAGAGAAGCCGUAUUCUUGUAUGAUUUGUGGUACUAGUUUCACCCAGCGGCAUCGUUUGUCUGAUCACAUGCGAAUUCACACGGGAGAGAAGCCAUAUUCUUGCAAAAUCUGUCAUAAAACUUUCACACAAAAGUCUAAUUUGCUUGUCCACACCAGAACCCACACAGGAGAGAAGCCAUAUUCAUGCAACAUUUGUCAUAGAAAGUUCUCAGGAAUACAGACACAUACACACACAUAGCCACACAUACAUAUACACACACACACACACAUAGCCACAUAUACACACACACAGACAUAGCCACACAUACAUAUACAUACACACACACACAUAGCCACACAGACAUAUACAUAUACACACACACACAUAGCCACACAUACAUAUACACACACACAUAGCCACACAUACAUAUACACACACACAUAGCCACACAUACAUACACACACACACACAUAGCCAUACACACAUACACACACAUACACAUACACAUACACACACAUAGCCACACAUACAUAUACACACACACAUAGCCACACAUACAUAUACACACAUAGCCACACAUACAUAUACACACAUAGCCACACAUAGCCACACAUACAGACAUAUGGCCUUUCACAAUACAAAGAACGGUUGGUUUUGCGAUAUGUACACAUUAUAUAUAUAAUAUACAUAUACACACACACACGUAUAUAUUGUGGCAGCCUACAUCAGCUGAGCUUAGAGUAUU